AUGGGACGCCAAGAUGAAGACGAGUACGUCACCUACACCAUGGUGAUAACACCCGCAAGUGACGGCUUCCCCGCAGAUACGGCAACGAUCAAGAUCAAGAAGUUCGCAGGAGGAUCCCCACGUGAGUGGCUUCGCUGGAGCAACCAAUUUCGUCGCCUCGCCCGAAAGAAGCAGUGGAUUGAUGAGCAGAAGGCACACAACAUGGUCGCGCUUAUUGACGGCGACCUCGCAACGGAAGUCGAAGUGAUAGCUCAAGACGCAGUUGAGCACGGAAAGACUUUUGAACAGUUCUUUACGGAUGUGGGAUUACUAUCUGUCCCGCACGACUACAGUGAAGACUUGGACAACGAACUGUGGACAAUGGUGAAACGACGAGAUGAGACUGUGUUUAAAUUCUCGCAGCGACUCAGAGAAAACAUUCGGUUGUUUGCUGAGCUGCCACAGAAUGCUGAAGAAAUUCCGGAGGUUCAGCAAUGUCGCUACUUCAAGCGCGGAAUGCCCCGAGCAUGGCAAGAGAAGUUGUCUGCAGCAGGCGUCGUAUUCGACCACCUCAAUGAACUUGUCCUUUAUUUCACACGGAUCGAGAAAGACGAGCGACAGCCGAUCACCCGUGACAAGAAACCAAACACUAAAGAAUACAGCAACACGCAGAGAAAGAAUCAGCGCAGAGUACACGGGCAACGGGAAGGACAGAAGAACCGGCGAGAAGAGCCUGAGGAAAAGGCACGCAGUCAAAGAGACAAAUAUCACAAACACGACACUUGGUGUUCGUUCCACAAGACAGCUUCGCACAAUACGAGUGACUGUUAUACUUUGAAGAAAAAGCAAUCGGAGGAGAACAAGAAAAACGAAGCACGGUCGCACAAACAUCGCACACCGAACCCAAAGUACCCCCGAAUCUCAAGAAGAGUUAAUCUUGACAACGAAUCGGAGUCAGAGUCGGAUGCGGCAGGGGAAGAACAAGAGCUCAAGUUCAUUGGUUUAGUGGAAAAGGACAGAACAGUCUCCAGUGCGCCAUUACGCAUCAUGGUCAAGCUGCAUCGCAAUCAAGAUGCUAUCGAAGCCCUGCUCGACAGUGGAGCAUCGAAGAGUAUUGUCAAUGGUGCGACACUUGCUGGUAUUGUGAAGCUGGGUCGACAGAAUGUUACGACAUCCUCCACUAUCUUUGACACUAUGCGCGGCGCAGUACCAAGCAAUGGAACGGUGGUGACACAGUUCUUCUUCCCACAACUAAAGCCAGAGACAAUCAUCACGCACCAAUUCGAAGUGAUCAAGUCGAGCAGCGAUAACAUGGUUAUUGGAAGAGAUGUCAUGAACGCACUAGGCCUGGUUUUGAACUUUAAAGACAGGCUGGUGCAAUGGGACGACUGUUUGCUUCGGCUUAACACAGGGCAAGAGAAAGCGAAACGACCCAAGGUGGACAACGAAGACCUCGAGUUUCAAGACGAAAUGAAGGAAACACCCACAACUGGAGUCCAGCCAGAGACUUUCCUGCCUCAUCAUCUUGACCCUAACAUGAAGACUAAAUGCUUGGCAUUACUAGUCGAGUACAAAAGGCUUUACGACGGACAUCUCGGAAGAAUGCGCUUUCCCGACUACGAGCUGCCUAUCCAACCGGAUUACAAGCCUGUUCAUGCGAAGGCCUACCCCAUCGCGCGCAUCCAGGAAAACAAAGCCAAGGAGACCAUUCAGCGGCUUAUCAGUGCUGACGUUCUAGAGCAAAUUUAUGACGUGAAGAUGGCAUCACCCGCAUUUUUCGUCUCCAAGCCAGAUGGAUCACUGCGUCUGCUAAACGACUAUCGUGGGCUUAACAAGUAUCUACGAAGGAGUCCAUACUACGUCCCGCGCAUUAGAGAAAUCCUUAUGCGCUUGUUCAACGCAAGGUGUCUUUCAACGUUCGACGCAAACCAUGGAUACUAUGCCAGAAGACUAGCUCGAACAAGCCGCCCAUUGACAGCUUUUUGUUUGCCAUUCGGCAAAUACCAGUACAAGCGACUACCGAUGGGUAUAUCGACAGCCCCUGACGAAUACCAAGCGUGCAUGGAUUGUAUCUUUGGUGACCUGCCGUUCAUCGUGGUGUAUCUGGAUGACCUGCUAGUAUUUUCCAGUACAGACGAAGACCAUAUCUCUCAUUUGCGCAUACUCUUCGACCGCCUGCAGACCUACGGCGUUUCGCUAAAUGGAAGAAAGUGCCAUAUUUGGUGCAAGGAGGUUGAUUACCUUGGGUUUACGCUAUCGACCGAUGGAAUAAAGCCUCAAGAAAAGAAAACCCAGGCCAUUCAAAAGAUCGCAGUGCCACGCAACCGAAAAGAGCUUCGACGUUUUUUAGGCAUGAUCAACUACUACCGCGACAUGAUUCCAAACAAGACAACCGUAUGCAAGCCGCUAUAUCGGUUCACAAGCGCCAAGGUACCCUUUACAUGGCUACCCAGCGAUACGAAGGCCUUUCAAGACAUCAAGCGUGCGUUUGCAGAGGCCGUCCUGUUAGCGUUCCCUGACUUUAAGAAUCCGUUCCAUGUCUACGCGGAUGCUAGCGGAACUCAGAUCGGUGGACUGAUAAUGCAAGGCAACAAAAUUCUGGCAUGUUACUCGCGCAGUCUCACCAAGCACCAGAUCAACUAUACCACCAUGGAGCUGGAGCUCCUUUCGAUCGUUGAGCUGUUACGCGAAUACCGAACGAUGCUCCUCGGAUUUCCCGUCGUGGUCCAUACGGAUCACAAAAACUUGAUCUACCCCAAUGAGACAAGUCUUCGAGUGAAGCGAUGGAAGUUACUCCUCUCUGAGUAUCACCUGACAAUGACCUAUAUUAAAGGGGAGAAGAACAUCGGAGCAGAUGCUUUCUCACGCAUGCGAUUUGCGAACAGUAAAGGUCCAUCAAUUAACGACGAAGUCUACACGCUCAAUACGUCAUCAGAGUGCGUAAUGCAUGGUCCAGUUAUCUACCAGCACCAAGAGAAUGAUGAAAUGAUCGCAUCGAUCAAAGCAGCAUGUCUAGACGGUACCAACAACCCCGACUAUCAGCUCCAGGUUCUCUUGGGAUGUACCAUGGUUGGUUACAAACACCGAGUAAUCGUCCCUGACAGUCUUCGUGAUGACCUGAUAGACUGGUACCACACAAAUCUCGGCCAUCCAGCAAGUCAUCGACAGCAUAAAACGAUGCAAAGUACCUUCUACUGGCCGCACAUGGAAACAACGAUAAACAAGUUUGUUCGCAAAUGCAUCAAGUGCAAGCGCUCGAAGUUACACGGAGGGAAACAAGCCUACGGACUUCUACCACCACGGACCAAUAGAACCGUCAACCCAUUCGAUAUUGUACACGUUGAUCUUAUCGGACCAUACGACGGCGGCUAUUACGGGAUAACCAUGAUUGAUCAAGCUACUCGGUGGCUGGAAGUUGCUGUACAGCCAAAUAAAGAAUUGCUGACGACGGCUGAAAGUUUUGAUCGUGAGUGGCUUUGCCGCUACCCACGUCCACGACAAGUUGUCCAUGACCAAGGGUUGGAGUUUACAGGAGAAGAAUUCCAGGAACUACUGCGCAGUUACGGUUUGAAAUCAAAGCCAAUCACAGCAAAGAAUCCGCAAGCGAAUGCAAUCUGUGAGCGUGUGCAUCUGGAAAUAUUGAACGUCAUCCGUUGUCACACAGGCGCAGAGUGGAAGAAGGUCAUUCAUUACGCUGCUUUUGCAGUGCGUGCGAGCUAUCAUAGCAUACUCAAUGCAUCUCCGGGACAACUCAUUUUUGGACAAGACAUGAUUUCACGUCAACUGCACGAGGCAAAUUGGAGUUACCUGUCAAAACGGCGGUUUCGGGCUAUCCUAGCUGACAACACACGCGAAAAUACCAAACGGCUCGUGCACUUUUACCAUCCCGGCGACCACAUAAUGAUUCGAAGACCUAAACAGUUUCGCGCAAAGACUAAGGAAGUGGCAGAUGGGCCCUACCCCAUUAGCAUUGUGCAUGAAAAUGGAACUGUCACUAUUGACAAAGGCGCGACGACGCAACGACUAUCGAUUCGUCGCAUCUUCCCGUGCUAG
Messenger RNA from Peronospora matthiolae, 4032 nucleotides. The record is from the annotation of a GenBank genome assembly. Lineage: Eukaryota; Oomycota; Peronosporomycetes; Peronosporales; Peronosporaceae.